This is a messenger RNA of Pterocles gutturalis (yellow-throated sandgrouse), 448 nucleotides long. RefSeq names its product vegetative cell wall protein gp1-like. The record is from RefSeq and is a predicted model, not a curated record. The transcript has 2 exons. NCBI's taxonomy places the organism in Eukaryota, Metazoa, Chordata, Aves, Pterocliformes, Pteroclidae. The annotation marks the transcript as partial.
CACUUCAUCUGCUCCUCAUCUGUCCCCAUCCAUCCCCAUCCCUCCAUCCCUCCAUCAUUCCCUGUGCCUCCAUCCAACCCCACACCUCCAUCCACCUCCAUCUCCUCAUCCCCCCAUCUCCAUCUCUCCAUUCAUCUCCCUGUCCCUCCAUCCAUCUUCAUCCCUCCACCCAUCCCCAUCUGCCCCCAUCCCUCCAUCACUCCCCAAACCUCCAACCAACCCCACACCACCACCCAUCUCCAUCUCCCCAUCCAUCUCCACACCUCCAUCCAUCCCCACACCUCCAUCCAUCCCCCUUUCCCCAUAGCUCCAUCCAUCCCCAUCCCUCCAUCUCCCACACCUCCAACCAUUUCCAUCUCCCCAUCCCUCCAUCUCUCCAUCCACCUCCACAUCUCCAUCCAUCUCCAUCACCCUGUCCCUCCAUCCGUCUUCAUCCCUCCACCCAUCC